Molecule: messenger RNA, 1263 nt
Organism: Cyphellophora europaea CBS 101466
Lineage: Eukaryota; Fungi; Ascomycota; Eurotiomycetes; Chaetothyriales; Cyphellophoraceae
Exons: 1
Coding region: 1-1263 (420 amino acids)
Biological process (GO): maturation of SSU-rRNA
Cellular component (GO): 90S preribosome; nucleus
Source: RefSeq, a predicted model, not a curated record
AUGCCAAAGAGAAAGCGAGAUGAUGCCAACGACGGACUCUCGACCCGGGCUACGUCCCAAUUAGGUGCGCAGCAGCUGGCCAGAUUCCGGGGUCUAGUCGAGCAAAGUCAAAAGAGCCUGGUCUCAGCACUCAGACUCGCGCGCGGCUUCGAGCGGCAAAAGAUGGGCCGUAGGCAGAAGAAUGCCAACAAAGAUCCGAAGACUUUGCUGCAACGGCGGGAAGAGCUCAUUGUGCUGAAGCAACUCGAUCUCAGCAACAUCGCCAAGAAUCAUAUGGUCAAGACCUACAUGAAGUCCAAGCGGAUACGCGAGUCAGCUGCUUUCGUGGUUGUAUAUGGCCAACAGCCAAAGUUAGAUACAGUGACGGCUGUUGAAGGAGUUGUGAUUGGCCGGCUCUUCAACUCGCAGCCUGUCAAAGUUGCAGUCAGCAAAAUCAUGGCGGACGCUUACGAGGUUUUGGGCCUACAGAACCCCGCAGAUGGUAAAUCGAAAGCCAAGGCGCCUUCAACCGACGCAGACGUAAAGUCCUCCAAUACCGCGGUCCCUGAGCUAGAUCCUAUGGAUAUCACAGAGGAUGAGGAGCAAAGCGCUGAUGACAGACCACUUGUUGCAUCGGACGAUGAUAUCAGCGGAUCAGACGAUGGUCUCGAGCGACACCAGGACCGAUCGGUCCCAAGUGGAGCAUCAAUGUCGUUCUCUUCCGAAGAAAGCGAUGAGGAUGACCGACAACCACGAACCAGCGCCAGAACAGCGAAGCGCCGGGCAGCAAGACCAUCAGUCUCUCCACCGCCAAUGACAGCACAAACCGCGUUCUUACCAUCCCUCAGCAUGGGCGGCUACUACUCAGGGUCCGACUCCUCCGAAGAUGACGCUGAAACCCGAGGCCCAGCCCAGGCCAAAGACCGCAAGAACCGCCGAGGCCAGCGCGCCCGCCAGCAGCUCGCCGAACUGAAGUACGGCACCAACGCCAAACAUCUGCAGAAAACGGACAAGAGCAGUACCAGAGACGCGGGCUGGGACAAGCGGAAAGGUGCGGUCGGACCUGGCUCGGAUGGCAAGAGGAGGAGCAAGCUCGGGAAGCCGCUGCACGGCAACCCGGCGAGGGACAAGACUAGCAGUAUAUCCAUGCAGGCGAAAACACAAACGAAACCGAAGAGGGAUGAUAGUGGCCCGCUGCACCCGUCGUGGGAGGCGGCCAAGCAGCGGAAGAUGCAGUCGGCUGCGCCACCGGCUUUUGCGGGCAAGAAGAUUACCUUUGAUUGA